GUGGAGGCAGGGAAGGGCCUGGAGAUGAGGAAGCUUGUUCUCUCAGGCUUUCUGGCCAGUGAAGAAAUCUACAUUAAUCAGCUGGAAGCCCUGUUGCUGCCCAUGAAACCCCUGAAGGCCACAGCCACCACCUCCCAGCCUGUGCUCACCAUCCAGCAGAUAGAGACCAUCUUCUACAAGAUCCAGGAUAUUUAUGAGAUCCACAAGGAGUUCUACGACAACCUCUGUCCCAAGGUGCAGCAAUGGGACAGCCAAGUCACCAUGGGCCACCUUUUCCAGAAGCUGGCCAGCCAGCUGGGCGUGUACAAAGCAUUUGUGGAUAACUAUAAAGUCGCUCUGGAGACAGCUGAGAAGUGCAGCCAGUCCAACAACCAGUUCCAGAAGAUCUCUGAGGAACUCAAAGUGAAAGGGCCCAAGGACUCUAAGGACAGCCAUACAUCAGUCACCAUGGAAGCUCUACUCUACAAGCCUAUUGACCGAGUCACCCGGAGCACGCUGGUCCUACACGAUCUGUUGAAGCACACACCUGUGGACCACCCAGACUACCCACUGCUUCAGGAUGCCCUCCGAAUCUCCCAGAAUUUCCUGUCUAGCAUUAAUGAGGACAUUGAUCCCCGCCGGACUGCAGUUACAACCCCCAAGGGGGAGGUGGGGGUGUCCUGUCUCCCUCAGACUCGGCAGCUGGUGAAGGACGGCUUCCUGGUAGAAAUGUCUGAGAGCUCCCGGAAGCUGCGGCACGUCUUUCUCUUCACAGAUGUCCUACUGUGUGCCAAGCUGAAGAAAACCUCUGCAGGAAAGCAUCAACAGUAUGACUGUAAGUGGUACAUCCCUCUGGCUGAUUUAGUGUUCCCAUCCCCUGAGGAGUCAGAGGCCAGUCCCCAGGUGCACCCCUUCCCAGAUCAUGAGCUAGAGGACAUGAAAAUGAAGAUCUCUGCCCUUAAGAGUGAGAUUCAAAAGGAGAAAGCCAACAAGGGACAGAGCCGAGCCAUUGAGCGCCUCAAAAAGAAGAUGUUUGAGAAUGAGUUCUUGCUGCUGCUCAAUUCCCCCACAAUCCCGUUCCGGAUACACAAUCGGAAUGGAAAGAGUUACCUGUUUCUUCUGUCCUCUGACUAUGAGAGGUCAGAGUGGAGAGAAGCGAUCCAGAAGCUACAGAAGAAGGAUCUCCAGGCCUUUGUCCUGAGCUCUGUGGAGCUCCAGGUGCUCACGGGAUCCUGUUUCAAGCUUAGGACUGUGCAUAACAUUCCUGUCACCAGCAAUAAAGAUGACGACGAGUCUCCAGGACUGUAUGGUUUCCUUCAUGUCAUCGUCCACUCUGCCAAGGGGUUUAAACAAUCAGCCAACCUGUACUGUACUCUGGAGGUGGAUUCCUUUGGCUAUUUUGUCAGCAAAGCCAAAACCAGGGUAUUUCGGGACACGACAGAGCCCAAGUGGGAUGAGGAGUUUGAGAUUGAGCUGGAGGGUUCACAGUCCCUGAGGAUCCUGUGCUAUGAGAAAUGCUAUGACAAGACCAAGGUCAACAAGGACAACAACGAGAUUGUGGACAAGAUCAUGGGCAAGGGGCAGAUCCAGCUGGAUCCGCAGACUGUGGAAACCAAGAACUGGCAUACGGAUGUGAUUGAAAUGAAUGGGAUCAAAGUGGAAUUCUCCAUGAAAUUUACCAGCCGUGACAUGAGCCUGAAGAGGACCCCAUCCAAAAAGCAGACCGGCGUCUUUGGAGUGAAAAUCAGCGUGGUGACCAAGCGGGAGCGCUCCAAGGUGCCCUACAUCGUACGGCAGUGUAUAGAAGAGGUGGAGAAGAGGGGCAUUGAGGAGGUUGGCAUCUACAGGAUAUCAGGGGUGGCCACGGACAUCCAGGCACUGAAGGCCGUCUUUGAUGCCAAUAACAAGGACAUCCUCCUGAUGCUGAGUGACAUGGACAUCAACGCCAUCGCUGGUACCCUCAAGCUCUACUUUCGGGAACUGCCUGAGCCCCUCCUCACAGACCGACUUUACCCAGCCUUCAUGGAGGGCAUUGCCCUGUCAGACCCUGCUGCCAAGGAAAACUGCAUGAUGCACCUACUCCGCUCCCUGCCCGACCCCAACCUCAUCACCUUCCUUUUCCUGCUGGAACACUUGAAGAGGGUUGCUGAGAAGGAACCCAUCAACAAGAUGUCACUUCACAACCUGGCCACUGUGUUCGGCCCCACGUUACUGAGACCCUCGGAAGUGGAGAGCAAAGCACAUCUCACAUCAGCUGCAGAUAUCUGGUCCCAUGAUGUCAUGGCCCAGGUCCAGGUCCUACUUUACUACCUGCAGCACCCUCCCAUUUCCUUCGCGGAACUGAAACGGAACACACUGUACUUCUCCACAGAUGUGUAGCCUGAGGGGGGCAGCUGUGGGGGUGGCCAGAGCCAGCCCUGCAGCUAGGGCCCAACAAAGACUUGAAAGACUGCAACAGAAACUCCCCAGCCUAGCACUCCAGAGUCCAAGGGAAGCCACCUUCCAAGAACUGGAACUUGUGCAUUUUUUGUGCCACCUUGUACAAAGCCAGCUGACCAGCCCCCAGCCUCCUCGCCACACCCCAGCUCCCACCCUCUGUACCUUUGCGUGUAUCUGAUGCUCCGUGCUGUCCAAGAAUUGUUUUAUGUAUAUUUGUCAUGCAGAAAAGGUAGUGGCCGCUGAGCUGGUGUGGGCACAGACAGCCUGCUUUGUUCUUUCAUUUCUCCCAACACUUUCUUUCUGCCUGAGUCCAGUCUGGGAACUUUUAUUUUGUGCUGUGUAACUGCUGCCAGCUUCUCCUCUCCUGGCCCUGCUCCCAGAUUGCAGGCUCCCUGCAGUGUCUCUGCCCUCUCCAUCUUCCCAGCCUGCUGCAUGCAUGUGCAGCGUGGGGUUCUGCUUCAUCAUUGGAAAGUUCUGCAGAGGCCCUGGGCAGUGGUAGCCUGUCUGAUGGGCUGCGUGCUGCCCUUGGCCUCUUUGCUCUCCACCUGUGGAAGCACGCCUGCUUUCCUUGCUGUCUGUGCAAAUGUUGAAUAAGGAGACAGACGCACACUAAUCCGAAGCUUAGCACAGAGCUGGAGAGCUGAUUUCUGGAAUGUUCUAUUUGAGAAUUACCCUUUCUGGGGUUUGUUUAUCUCCUGCCUACCAUGAGGCAUUUUCAGCUGUUUCUUCUACUGCUGAAUUUUCUGUUCCCUUCCCCCUUGUGUUGUUUUCUUUGAGUGUAAUGACUCACAAGUGUCCUGCUGUCAAGAGAGGUCAGGAAUGCACCUGAGGGUAUGGUGGGCGCCCAGGCUGUGAAGGAACAAAAUGGACAGCGCAGGCAGCAGUGGCAAGUCUUCACAGUGAAGACAUGCAGAGGCUAUCCUAGUGGGGCAUGGCCUCCAGGAGGGCAAAGUCUGUGGCUAAAUCAGGUAUCCAGAUGAAAGCAGGCUCUGUCCUGGAACCUGGAACCUCAUAUACCUCGUGGUACUUUUGCCUUAGAUUUUACACUCUCAACAGCCAAGCACUGCCACGGGGCAGCCACAUUACCAUGCAUGCUCCAGAGCCUAGCAAUGGAAGGCACAACCCAACUGGAAUGGUCCUGCCCUCGUACUGCUUCAGCUUCUAAAUCCAGCCCUGUGGGUAAUCCCAAGUAUUCUAGAAGUUGGGGACAGGCUGCCUCCUUUGCAUGUUCUGUUGGGGCUCCAGACGACAGGAUUGGUGGGUGUCAUUCUCAGUUCUGCAACCUAUUGCUUGUUACUAGAAAGAGAAUUAUUCCCAAAGCACCAUUUCCAGUCUGAGGAGCAACUACCAGUCUGUGGCAAUCAGCAGGGAAAGGUGCUCCUGUCAGAGGGGCUUGCGCUACCACACAGCUUCCUGUUAUCUUCUAUGUGGCAGAGUUGAUUCUUGGCCCUCAGGAUUGGGGAGACCAGCUCUCAUUGUGUGUGCUCAGGGCUAAGUCUAAAGAUGGGUUUGCUGGCCCCCAAGCUGUAGUGUCUGCUAGGUGAGAGGCAGAGCUCUUUCGAGUCCUGUUCAUCCCUGUUGUCUUUGACAGAACGGUACAGUUUGUGCAUAGAGGAAAAGGGAAUGCCAACUUCCCAGCUGCCUAUUAGCAGUUUAACAAGGAACCUUGCUGUCUCAAACAGGUUAAAGAAAAUGCCCGUGAGUAUAGAGGUCACAUCAUCUAGCUACUAUCUUGGCACUCAGGUGGUGGUGUGUGGUAUUCUUCCAAAGAAUUGACAAAAACAGAUUAUAAGAGCCCAUCAAAACAGUGCCUCCUGUCUCUUUGAAACAAGGAAUGUUGGCUUCUGGGCACUAGCUACUGCAGUUCCCAGGUUGCUUAGGCAGUGUAACAGCAGGAAGGCUGGAGGAGCUGAGAAUUAUUAAAGGUUUCUAUUAUUUAUAAAUCCCACCCCAAGUGGGGCAAGUGAGGUGCCAGACCUCAACUGAGGUGCACCAAGGAAGUAUCUGGUGUUUCUCCUGCGACAGGGGCCAUGCUGCCCAGAACCCCAUCACUGCCAGCAGGGCACCAGGAGACAGGGUCCAGUAACCCCAGGCAUGCCUGUACUUGCUUGGGCAGUGAAUGAGGACUGCCAGCUUUUGCUGACAAGGUAGGAUGGGACCCCCUAAUAAGUUGGUAUGGAUAUAUUUUUUUUGUCUCUGUUCUGUUUAAACUUAAUGUAGAUUAUUAUAAAUUGAUGUAAACCACGUGAGAGGGAAAUGUUAAUAAAAAAAAUGCAAAACCCCAACAUUUGCACAAAACA
Molecule: messenger RNA, 4718 nt
Organism: Cricetulus griseus (Chinese hamster)
Lineage: Eukaryota; Metazoa; Chordata; Mammalia; Rodentia; Cricetidae
Source: RefSeq, a predicted model, not a curated record